AUGUUUGCCAUACCAUCCCUCCUUGAACCACCUACAAAAUCCGUUCAGCGAGAAGAGUGCUCAAAGAUACAUAAGCAAACAUAUAGCAGACAAGCUCAUAUCGUCUCCUAUGCAAUGAGGGAACCUUCCGGCUUUCCUGCCCUCAACCUCAUCUUUUCACCCGGUGAACAAGAAUCUAAGCGGGACGGUUAUACAGCAAAGCGGCCGAACUAUCGCGAUGUGACAUGCCAUCUUUCCAACGCAUCGUUGGGUAGUUCGUUACUCGACACUCCAAGCUCAUGGUCGCUCCUCGAGUCAGUAAGCCAUGCUUUGCUCGGAUGGUUGGUGUACUAUCAGAACGGUUUCAUGCACCGAAACGUCAGUAUCAGGAACGUCGUCCGACUGGAGCCGGGGCUAGAAAUGAAUACAAUCGACAUUAUUGAUCCUUUUUCAGGAAUUGAUACAAGCUCCGAGCUCGAAGAAGUGCGCAAGGCCGUACGGUCACAUAUAACUGAGAUCAAGAGGCUGGUCAAGCUGGGGAUCACCAGCGAAUGCAAGGGUAUCUUGGUAGAUGGCGAUAUGGCCGCCAAAUGGAAGACCUAUGUUGACAAAGACCAUGACUCUCACUCACCGUCAGCCCGGGGUACUGAAGAAUUCAUGUCCAUCAAUCUCCUGAAGGCUACACUACGCGGCCGUGGCUAUCUACAAUCUCCUGUGGAUGACGUGCAUUCGUUCUUCUGGGUAACAUUAUGGGCGGUAAUGUUCAACUCUCACAAUGAAAGCUCAAGGUCAGAAGAUGAGCUUUGGGCACGAGGCCUGUGGGCGGAACGCGCCCUACAUAAGACACUUAUGCUACCGCAGCUUAAAACUUCACUACGAACAGGAAAGCUCAGCCCGAUCGCAGGACAGUUGACUCCAUUUCUGGGCCAGUGGUUUUCCCGCAUUGAAGCGUUACAAGAGGAUUGGGACACAACCAGAGGAACUGACUUCCAAGAUAGGAAGGAAUGGUUUACCACACAUUUCCACCUAUUUGCUUACCGUGGCAUACGCGAGUCAUUAGAGUUGAUCCUGCAGUACCGAGAGGAGUUGGAACAUAAAUCGUUCACAACCCCACCCUGA
This is a messenger RNA of Marasmius oreades (fairy-ring Marasmius), 1098 nucleotides long. RefSeq lists its product as uncharacterized. The transcript has 3 exons. The record is from RefSeq and is a predicted model, not a curated record. NCBI's taxonomy places the organism in Eukaryota, Fungi, Basidiomycota, Agaricomycetes, Agaricales, Marasmiaceae. The coding region runs from base 1 to 1098 and encodes 365 amino acids.